AUGCCGUCGGCCGAUUCCAAAAUCAUCAUUGUUGGCGCUGGUGUAUUCGGUUUAAGCACCGCGUUGUGGCUUGCCCGGGAUGGUUACAAGGAUAUUACUGUUUUUGAUCGAUGUGCUUUUGACACCAAUUAUUACAACCCUGCCAACGGUUGUGACGGAGCAUCUUCUGAUAUAAACAAGAUAUUCCGAAUGGCCUAUGGAGAUAAGCUCAACUAUCAGUCACUUGCCAUCGAGGCUAGAGACAUGUGGCUUGCUUGGGACAAGACCAUCAAAGAAGUCAACCCGGCAUCACUCCCCCAAGGCCUCACUCCCGAGGAUAAGCUAUUCUAUGUUUGUGGAUGCUAUUUCAUGGGAGAAGGCCUCACGUUGGAAGGUGAAAACAAAGACAGUCUUGACACAAUGACCAAGACAGCUCCUGACUUCCGGAAGAUGCUAUUCGUCAAAAACGACGCGGAAGAUGAAGAGCGUCUCGGGAGAAUAAGCCCAAAAUGGGUCGAGAAAUACCACUUGCUCGACAGGAUCAACAAUGGCGAAACAAAUGGCUUCCUGGACAUCAAUGCAGGCAUUAACAUCUCCGACAAGGCCUGUGUCUACGCUCGAUAUCUCUGUGUUCAAGCUGGCGUCAAGUUUGUUCUGGGGGAGCCUCAGGGCCAGUUCAAGACCCUGAUCAUCGAAUCUAAUGGCACGCAAAAGAGAGUCGCAGGCAUCAAAACCUGCGAUGGAAAGAGGCACUUUGGCGAUCUUGUCAUAGUGGCUGCCGGUGGCUGGACUGCAUCCAUCGUCCCCGAAGCCCACAACAUUGUCGAGGCCACCGCAGGGACGGUCAUGUUCAUCGACAUUCCCAAGCAUAGGCAAGACUUGUGGAAAAGGUUCCACUCCGACAACUAUCCCGCCUGGUGCUACUGGACUAGGGAAGGCGAGGACUUCUUCGACGGUGGUGGCUUCCCUAUCUCCAAAGAAGGUCGUUUGAAAUUCAUCUUCCGUGGUCGCAAGUUUACUAAUUUCCAAGACCAUGUAACCGAGCCCAACUUGCGCGUUUCCAUUCCGCGGACCAAGUACAGCAAGGAUCCAAUCAACACAGUUCCUCUUUACGGCCUCUCAAAACUAAAGGAGAUCGUCUGUCAAGCGUUCCCAGAGUUGGCGGAGCUUGGAUUCACGGAUUCUAGACUUUGCUGGUACCCCGAUUCCAUCGAUGAGGACUUCGUCGUCGAUUAUGUUCCCGGAUACUCCGACUCGUUGUUCGUCUGCAGCGGAGGCUGUGGCCACGCCUUCAAGUUCCUGCCCAUUCUCGGCCGGCACGUGAAGAACCAAAUCGAGCGGAUCCCCGAUCAGUUUACGCCUGUGUGGAAGUGGCGGGCUGCUGAAGAGGGCAAGCCGAACAAUGGACUGUCUGAAGGCGAGACAGGCCCCAGAGAAAUGUCCAAGCUCGAGAUGGCGGGUCGUGAGUUUCCUUCCCCUAUCACUACUAAUACUAGAUUACGCACAUUGUGCUAA
Messenger RNA from Pseudomassariella vexata, 1494 nucleotides. Its product is annotated as FAD dependent oxidoreductase. The record is from RefSeq and is a predicted model, not a curated record. NCBI's taxonomy places the organism in Eukaryota, Fungi, Ascomycota, Sordariomycetes, Amphisphaeriales, Pseudomassariaceae. The transcript is spliced from 12 exons. Bases 1 to 1494 code for a protein of 497 amino acids. Gene Ontology annotation, molecular function: sarcosine oxidase activity; flavin adenine dinucleotide binding.